AUGUCUGAUAUUCGUCGUGAUCGUGAAAAAUCUUUCUCUGUAUCCCGAUGUUCAUCAAUAAAUGAACGUCAAAAUAAAAAAGAUAAUUAUGAAAAUAAUUAUCGUAAAAGAUCAAAUUCAAAUAGAUCAAAUGAUGAUACAGAUUGUCAAAGAACAUCAAAUCUUGAUGCUAAAGUUUAUAUUGGAAAUGUUCCAACAAAUAGUUUAACUGAUAGUGAAUUACUUGAUUUUUUUAAAUCAUUCGGCAAAGUUUCAGAUAUUCGAGUUUAUAAAGGUUAUAUGUUUGUACAAUAUGAUCGAAUAGAAGAUGCUCGAAAAUUAAUAAAAGAAGGUCAAACAUGUUUAAUACUUAAGGGAAAUAAACUUGAUGUUUUACCAGCAAUGGACGGAACUUUAAAUAGUAAUAAAUUAUCUUUAAAUGAAAGAUCUUCGAAAGAUCAUAAAAGUUUUCAACAUGAAUUAUCAAGAAGUUCUCGUCGACAUUCUGAUUAUGAUCGACAAUCAUCAAAUUAUGAACCUCCUAGAAAACGAUAUUCAUCAAAACAUCAUUUAGAUGAUCAUCAUCAACAUAGAUCUUCUUGUAGUACUAAUAAUUCAAAUAAUUAUCGAGAUUCAAAUAAGAUGGAAAUGUUUAGUGAUCGUCGUGUUAUAAUAUCAUCAUCAAGAUGUAGUUCACAUCGAUCUCCAAAUACUAAAUCAUAUGAAUCAUCAUCAUUAUCACGUUAUCAUCAAUCAUGUUAUACUAUUUUAUCAGGACCUGAUAAUCCAAGACAAUUAGUAGAUUGUCAAAUAAUUCUUGUUAAUCCUCGUCAAAAAAGUUAUGGUGAAGAAAUAUCAUCUCGUCUUGUUUGUCAUGGUUUGAUAACAUCUAUAAUACUUCUUCGAGAAGAUUAUACAUUAAUAGAAGCUAUUGAAAAUGCAGCACAUGAACAAUGUCUUUAUGGAAUAAUUGUUAUGCCAAUGCAUGAAGAACGACGUACUGCAUCUUUUCAUAUUCUUCAUUCACAAACAGAAGAACAUCGUAAUUUAACAUUAGAAGAUGGUUAUCAUAUAAUUUUAACAAAUUUUGCUCGUUAUAAAGAAAAUAUUCGAAAUGAAGAAAUAAAUCGAUAUGAUCAUGAAAAUAUUCAAUCAAUGAUUUAUUCACAAUCAAAAGAAAAUUUAAAUCAAGAAAAAUCAAAUUCAUUAAAUGAAUAUUCAUCAUCUUUUGGUGAUAAAUUACCAUUAUCAAUGUUAUUAUGUCUUUUAGCUGAUGGAAGACAAUUAACAUUAGAUGAAGUUGAUCGAAUACUUGUUUAUUUACUUGAAAAAAAAGCAAAAAUGUUAACUUUACCACAAGGUACAUUACCACCAUUACCUAUUCAAUAUGCAAAUAUUAAAACAAAUCAUCAAACAGAUUCAUGUGUCUUAUCUGAUCGAAAUUGUUUUUUAACAAAAGAAGAUUUAUCAUCAUCAGAAUUAUCUUCAACAAUAGCUGAACAAAUUCGUCAGAUUAUUUCAACAGAUAUAAUUAAAUCAUCAUAUUUAAAUUCAAAUGAACAAUUUGAUAUUGAAAAUCGAACAAAAAAAAAUUCAUUUGAUUCAUUAUCAAAUAUAAUUAAAUAUGAAGAUAAUCAUAAUUUACAAACAAAUAUUCAUUUUAAACAAGGAAGAAAAGAUUUAAAUGAUUAUCAACAAAAUUUUCAAUCAUCAUCAUCAUCAUCAUCAUCAUCAGGACAAAAUAUUUUAUCACAAGAUAAUCAAAAUCAAACAUUAUUUUCUUAUACAAAAUCAAAUGAAAAUAAUUCAUCUAUUGUUACACCAACAUUUCAUUAUUCAUCAACAAUACCAACAAAUCAAACAUCAUCAAAUUCAUUUAUUUCAUCCUAUGAUUCAAUUGCUAAAACAUUAACUAUUAAAUCACCAUUAAAACAAACAACAACAACAUCAACUACAAUAUCUGAUAGUGUUUGUAAAUCUUCCGAAUAUAUGUAUCCAUCAACAUCAAUUACAAAUCAAAAUCUUUAUCAAACAAUGCCUAAUUCAGCAGCAGCUGAUGCAGCAGCUGCUAUUUUUCAAGCAUAUUCACAAUUUAAUAAUCGAACAACAUCUAUACCUUCAAUGAUUAAUCAACAAACAAAUAUUCAACCACAGCAACAAAUUCGAAAAUAG
Molecule: messenger RNA, 2151 nt
Organism: Rotaria sp. Silwood1
Lineage: Eukaryota; Metazoa; Rotifera; Eurotatoria; Philodinida; Philodinidae
Source: the annotation of a GenBank genome assembly